AUGAGUUUGACUAAGAUUCCUGAAAAUGUCCAGGGAGCAGUUUCCAUUGACCCAUGGUUAGAACCAUUUGCUGAUGUUCUUUCUGAGCGAAGGUACCUUGCUGAUAAAUGGCUAUAUGACAUCAAGCACGCCACACCUGAUGGCUCUGAGCAAAGUUUGGUUGAUUUCGCAAGAAACGCAUAUAAGACCUAUGGUCUGCACGCCAACCAGCAAACUAAAGAAAUUGUUUACAGAGAAUGGGCUCCAAAUGCUCAACGUGCUUUCCUAGUCGGUGAGUUCAACAACUGGAACGAAGAGUCUCAUGAAAUGAAGCAUAAGGAUGAAUUUGGUGUAUUUAGCAUCACUCUAGCACCUUUGGAGAACGGCGAUUUUGCCAUCCCUCAUGAUUCCAAGAUCAAAGUUAUGUUUGUCUUGCCAGAUGGCUCAAAAGUUUACAGAAUUCCAGCAUGGAUUACAAGAGCCACUCAACCAAGCAAAGAAACCGCUCAGAAAUACGGUCCAACAUAUGAGGGUAGAUUCUGGAACCCACCUAACUCUUACCAGUUUAAACACCAAAGACCUAAGUUCAAUUUGGCUAACGACUCAAUUAAAAUUUAUGAAGCUCACAUUGGUAUCUCUUCUCCAGAGCCAAAAGUUGCCUCCUACAAAGAAUUCACUCAAAACGUUCUACCUAGAAUUAAGCAUCUAGGUUACGAUGCUAUCCAAUUGAUGGCUAUUAUGGAGCACGCUUACUAUGCUUCGUUUGGUUACCAAGUUACCAACUUCUUUGCUAUCAGUUCUCGUUAUGGUACCCCAGAAGAUUUGAAAGAGUUAAUCGAUACUGCCCAUAGCAUGGGUAUCUUGGUUCUACUAGAUGUCAUUCACAGUCACGCAUCUAAGAAUAGUGAAGAUGGUUUGAACAUGUUCGAUGGUUCUGACCACCAAUACUUCCAUUCCUUGACUUCUGGUAGAGGUGAGCAUCCAUUAUGGGAUUCCCGUUUAUUCAAUUAUGGUAGCUUUGAAGUGCAAAGAUUCUUGCUUGCCAACUUGGCUUACUACAUUGACGUUUACCAAUUCGAUGGUUUCAGAUUUGAUGGUGUCACCUCUAUGCUUUACUUACACCAUGGUGUCGGUGCUGGUGGUGCUUUCAGCGGUGACUACAACGAGUAUUUGUCCCGUGACAGAUCUGGUGUUGACCAUGAAGCCCUGGCUUACUUGAUGUUGGCAAAUGACCUAGUCCAUGACUUGCUACCGGAAUCCGCUGUUACUAUUGCUGAAGAUGUUUCUGGUUAUCCAACUCUGUGUCUACCAAGAACUGCAGGCGGUGGUGGUUUUGACUACAGAUUGGCUAUGGCUCUCCCAGAUAUGUGGAUCAAGCUUCUAAAGACCAAACAAGAUGAUGACUGGGAUAUGGGUCACAUUGUUCACACAUUGACUAACAGACGUCAUGGUGAAAAGGUUGUUGCCUACUGUGAAUCCCACGAUCAAGCUCUAGUCGGUGACAAGACUCUUGCCUUCUGGCUAAUGGAUGCUGCCAUGUACACCGACAUGACCGUUUUGAAGGAGCCAACAUUGGUUAUUGACCGUGGUAUUGCUCUACACAAAAUGAUUAGAUUAAUCACCCACUCUCUAGGUGGUGAGGCUUAUCUAAACUUCGAGGGUAACGAGUUCGGCCAUCCUGAAUGGUUAGACUUCCCAAGAGUUGGUAACAAUGACAGUUACCAUUAUGCAAGAAGACAAUUCAACUUGGUUGAUGAUGAUUUAUUGCGUUACAGGCAUUUGAACGAGUUUGAUGCUGCAAUGCAAAACUGUGAAUCCAAACACCAAUGGUUGAAUACUCCUCAAGCAUAUGUCUCUUUGAAGCACGAGGUUGACAAAGUUAUCGCCUUCGAAAGAAAUGGCCAUUUGUUUGUUUUCAACUUCCAUCCAACUCAAAGUUUCACUGACUACAGAAUUGGUGUCGAUGUUGCUGGUACUUACAAAAUUGUACUAAAUACUGAUAGAGCAGAAUUUGGUGGCCACAAUAGAAUUGAUGAGGCUCAAGAAUUUUUCACCACUGACUUGGAAUGGAACAACAGAAGGAACUUCAUCCAAGUAUACAUUCCAAGCAGGACUGCUAUCGUUUUGACCCGUCAAAUGUAG
This is a messenger RNA of Nakaseomyces glabratus, 2121 nucleotides long. RefSeq names its product 1,4-alpha-glucan branching enzyme (gene GLC3). Gene Ontology annotation, molecular function: cation binding; hydrolase activity, hydrolyzing O-glycosyl compounds; 1,4-alpha-glucan branching enzyme activity. The record is from RefSeq and is a predicted model, not a curated record. Lineage: Eukaryota; Fungi; Ascomycota; Saccharomycetes; Saccharomycetales; Saccharomycetaceae. Gene Ontology annotation, cellular component: cytoplasm. Gene Ontology annotation, biological process: glycogen biosynthetic process.